Messenger RNA from Talpa occidentalis (Iberian mole), 3141 nucleotides. RefSeq names its product transmembrane protein 175 (gene TMEM175). The transcript has 11 exons. Gene Ontology annotation, molecular function: proton channel activity; potassium ion leak channel activity. Bases 1419 to 2888 code for a protein of 489 amino acids. The record is from RefSeq and is a predicted model, not a curated record. Gene Ontology annotation, cellular component: lysosome; endosome. NCBI's taxonomy places the organism in Eukaryota, Metazoa, Chordata, Mammalia, Eulipotyphla, Talpidae.
AAUACACUGCUGAGGGGAGCAGCGGGCCAGACAGGCAAGAUCUGCUCGCCAUGUGGGUUGCUCCGAGGCCGGUGGGAAUCGAACCGUUACUGCAGAGGCUGCGAACAGCUUCACAGCGCUGCGCUCAAUCGCCUGCACCACCAGGAGGCCGUAAUGCAAGAUGUUAAUAAAAGAAAACAAGGGUGGGGGGAAAUGGUAAAGGAAUUCCUGGGAACUUUACUUACCACUCAGUUUUCCUAUAAAACUAAAGGUGCUCAAAAAAAAAAAAAUCUACUAAUUAAAAGAAUGUGUGUGUGUAUAAUCUCUGUGUGUGUAUUUACAUACACAUGCAUACUGUUGAGAGGCUGAAAACUCAGACCUGGGAGGGUGAUGUGCAAGUCACGUUUCUGAUAGUGAGUUGUUCUGAGAGUGUAUAAAUAAGUAUGUAAGUUAUAUAUUUAACUAAUUAGACUUUUUUUAAAAUAUUUGCAUUAAUUAACACUUUAGUAGGCGGGUGUAUAUAAACAAAAGUACUGGUGGGCUCUGCAUAAUCUUUGGAGUGAUGUCCAAACUUGCCUAGCACAUGCAGGGCUCUUUGAGAUUUAGGCCUAGCCUUGUCAGGUGCGUUCAGUUUAUCAAACCUCGUGUACUUCGUUGCACACCACGCUUUGCUUAUUGUGUACAUGCAGCCAAUUCCUUUUUGUCUUUCAAUAAUCACAUCAUUGUUUAAGGAUGAAGAGAGGUGCUCCAUAUAAACUUCCUGAAACAAUGCUUGGUACUUGUAAAUUCUUGAUAAAUGUCAUGUGUUUUUUCUUUUAUCAUAAAUAUUUCCAGACUGGUCCCUGGCAUCUCGCACUCUGAUAUUUCCCUGACUCAACUCAGGCCAGGUAAACACUGUUCCCACUACAUGUAGGGCAGUACUCACGGCACUGCCGCGUGAUUGUCCUGGCACAGUGUAGCCACCACAGGCCACGCAAGCCUUCAGUUAUCUACUCUGCUAGGAGUUUCAGCCCCUUGUCUUUAGCCUCCCUCAACUCUGUGCUCUUCAACUUUCAGUCCCGCAUUUUAUUUUCCAUUGCCACGAGCCUUAAAAACGUGCGUAUAAAGAGCAAGCGCAAUCCUGAGGAAAAGAGGCGUCCUCUUGCCUGACUGUAGUAAGCAGCAGCAGUGGGCCUCCCUGGUGGCGCCGGGGUUGAAGACUGCUGUGGAGCUAUCGCCGUGGUGGCACCAGUUGGCAGCAGAUCUGUGGAGACUCGAGAUGUUUGCCCCAAGGCUGGCAAGAUCGUGAAAGACAGGGUGCGGGGAACUCUGCAAGUCACAGUUCUGACAGACUUGUAGCUGGCCUGUCAGUUCCAGAAACUCCGCGAGGACACGGCAACCCACAAACAGCGCCGAGGAUCCCAAGGACAUUUUGCCACCAAAGAUAUUCAGGCCUCACCAUGUCUGGGCCGCCGACCCCAGAGCCAGCCCUCGACAGGCAGGAGGACCCUGCCAGCGGGAUCCAGCACUCGCACCGCAUGCUCAGCUUCAGUGACGCCCUGCUGUCCAUCAUCGCCACCGUGAUGAUCCUGCCUGUGACGCACACGGAGCUCUCCCCGGAGCAGUUUGACAAAAGCAUACAGAAGCUUCUGGCAACCAGGAUCGCCGUUUACCUGAUGACGUUUCUCAUCGUGACGGUGGCCUGGGCCGCACACACGAGGCUGUUCCAGGUGGUGGGACGGAUCGAUGACACCCUGGCCCUGCUCAACCUGGCCUGCAUGAUGACCAUCACUUUCCUGCCGUUCACGUUCUCCUUGAUGGUGACCUUCCCCGAGGCACCCCUGGGCAUCUUCUUGUUCUGCGUGUGUGUGAUCGCCAUCGGGGCGGUGCAGGCGCUGAUCGUGCUCUAUGCCUUCCGCUUCCCCCACCUCCUGAGCCCAGCGCUGGCCUGCUCCGCUCACCGGGCCCUGUGCCGGCGCCACGUCCUGGGUGUGGUGCUGCGGGGCCCCGCCCUAUGCUUCGCUGCUGCCGGCUGCUCCCUGUUCUUCUACCCUGCGUCCUACCUGCUGAUGGCGAUGGUCGUCUUCCUCCCCUACGUCAGCAAGGCCGCCGGCUGGUGCAGGAGCAGGCUUGUGGGCCCCCCGGAGCCCCCCACCGAGGUCGUGGACUUCUUCACCUUCGACCUGCAGGAGCCGCUCAGCAAGGAGCGAGUGGAAGCCUUCAGCGAUGGGGUGUACGCCAUCGUGGCCACGCUGCUCAUCCUGGACAUCUGCGAGGACAACGUGCCGGACCCCAAGGAUGUGCAGGAGGAGUUCCAGGGCAGCCUGGUGGCAGCGCUGCGGGCAUCGGGGCCGCGUUUCCUGGCCUACUUUGGCUCCUUCGCCACGGUGGGCCUGCUGUGGUUCGCCCACCACUCGCUCUUCCUGCACGUGCGCAAGGCCACACAGGCCAUGGGGCUGCUGAACACGCUCUCGCUGGCCUUCGUGGGCGGCUUGCCACUGGCCUACCAGCAGACCUCGGCCUUCGCGCGGCAGCCAAGGGAUGAGCUGGAGCGGGUGCGCGUCAGCUGCGCCAUCAUCUUCUUCGCCAGCAUCUUCCAGUUCGCCAUCUGGACCACGGCCCUGCUGCGCCAGCGAGAGACGCUGCGGCCAGCUGUGUGGUUUGGGGGCCAGGAGCAUGCUUUCAUGUUUGCCAAGCUCGCGCUCUACCCCUGCGCCAGCCUGCUGGCCUUCGCCGCCACCUGCUUCCUGAGCCGGGUCAGCACGGCCAUCUUCCACCUCACGCAGAUCGCCGUGCCGUUCGCCUUCCUGCUGCUGCGGCUCCUGGUCCGCGCGGGCCUGGCCGCCCUGAGCGCCCUGCGCGCCCUGCGCCGGCCCGACCAUGGCAGUGCGGAUGAGGCGCGGGCUCCGCUGCUCCCUGCCCACUGCUAGGCCGCCACACACCACCCCCCCCCGAGCAGGGAGGACCUUGGCCAUGCUGGCCUCCAUGGGGCGACCCCCACUGACCCCCUCCCCCAGGACCCUGGCGCAGAGAGCAGAGGUGCAGCUCGGCGACACUGGUGUAUUCCCGCAGACUGGCUCGCGCCCGGGCAGUGGCAGGUUACAGACUCGCGGGGGGAGGGGGGGGAUGGACGCCCCAGUCCACGCAAAUAAACACAGGGCCGUGAAACCAAGGGUGUCACUG